Molecule: messenger RNA, 2832 nt
Organism: Penicillium robsamsonii
Lineage: Eukaryota; Fungi; Ascomycota; Eurotiomycetes; Eurotiales; Aspergillaceae
Product: Peptidoglycan-binding Lysin subgroup
Exons: 5
Coding region: 1-2832 (943 amino acids)
Molecular function (GO): chitin binding
Source: RefSeq, a predicted model, not a curated record
AUGAGAUCUUUCCAAAAGGGCAUCUUCGUUGCUCUGUGCGGUCUCGGUUUGAUUCACGGAACGGUUGCCGUGUCCACAGCUACACCUACAGCCGCAUGGACAUAUAAACCAGUCGCAACAGGAUACACCUGCCCCUCCAUUAUUGUUGGCACUGAGGAUACAUGUGACAACCUACCUGUCAAGUGUGGUAUCUCGGCAGCAUCGUUCACUUCGCUCAACCCGAAGAUUUCCUGCUCCUCUCUGGCCAAGGGAAAGCCUGUAUGCUGUGCUCUGGGGGAACCCGAUUACCCACCGAAAUCAGGAACUGGGUGGUGCUACACUCAUACUGUCCGCAGUGGGGAUACCUGCGCGAAAAUGGCCGCGGGAUACAAGGUCACCACGGCCAACAUCGAGACUUGGAAUAAGGAUACCACGGCAUGGUACGGGUGCAAUGAUCUGCAGGAUGGUGGCCAGGUUUGUAUCAGCAAGGGCCAGCCCCCAAUGCCAGUUGCGAUUGGCGAUGCGGUCUGUGGUCCCCAAGUGCCUGGAACAGGACGUCCGAGGAUGCCGUUCAUGAUUCCCACUUUAAAUCCAUGCCCUGCUGGUCAAUGUUGCUCGAGAAAGGGUCAAUGCGGUACUGGUGCAGACUUCUGUGGCUCAGCUGCGCUCGCUGUCCCGGCUGGGUCUGCAAUGGAUGCUUCUGUGCCUACAAACGAAGUUGCUUCUGAGUCUUCAAAAAAAGAUGCAUCUGAGGCUGCGACGAAAGGGGCAUCUGAAGCUGCAAAGAAAGAUGCAUCUAAAGCUAAAUCUGUAUCUGCAAGUGAUGCUACAUCUGCGAAAACGACAUCUGCAACACCCAAAGCUACAUCCGUGGGAACUAUUGCAUCCUUGGUAGCCAGAUCUCUAUCGACAUCGACCAAAAACAAGGAUCCACAUUUCUUCACGACAGAUAUACCGUUAAUAGAUGUACCCCUGACAUAUUUGCACCCGAGCACGACCAAGUCACCUUACCCUCUUGUUGGAACCGAACUAGCCAGUAGAUCACGGAACGUGAUCGCUCAUGUCAUGGGCAUACGUCGAAAUUCUACAACCACCACAGCCAUUUCUACUACAAGCAUUAGUACUCCCAAGGUCACGUCUGUUACGACAAGCAAGGAAACCACCAAAACCAAAGUCAAAACAACAAAAACCGUCAACGGCAUUGCCACCGUACCCAGCGGAUGGGAGAUGAGGAUGUGGGAUCAGCCCGGUUGCAAAGGCAACUACGUGGUCCUUCAGGGCCACAACGCUAAGUUGGAAGACAGUGACUGCAUGAAGUUCAGCUCCAAGAGUGAGCUCAAAACUGAUGUCAACGACGAAUCCGUAUCGUGUCGUUAUAUGACUUUACCGGAAAAGGGUGAUUGGCAGUGGAGAGAUUGUCACGGCAUUAAUCUGAAUAAACCCAAAUCGUGGAAGAUGUCGAAUGGUCUCUGUACCGUCUCUCCUAAUACGGAAUGUGAUCUUUGGAACGACGUUUCCCAAACCUAUGGCUGGCGGGGACCAGUCAUGGGUCAGAUCGAUCAUACGUCGCACUCACCUGCUCUCGACGACGCUCCGCCUCCAUACACCGAUGACCCCGAACCCAUCCUCGACUUUGCCCAACCCGACCCUGUCCAACCUCCCACAAGCAUCCAACCCCUGCGUCUAAUCGGCUCAGCCUAUGUUCUCCCUGGCGGCAAAGACGUCAAACCCACCGACAAGGUUUCUCUCACCCUCGAACCAGCGCUCUCGAGCAACUGCGACGAGCUCUACAAUGUCAUCCACCAACAAAUUAACCUGCCGCCCCGCCCGCUACUCUACAUCCACGGCACUCACACAGAAUCUAGUGAUGGCAGAAAGAAAGACAAGAACAACAACACCGUCACGGACUUCAAAUUCAAAUUGGAUCUGGCUGAAACAAUGCUGACCGGCUGGGAGGGCGGAUACGUGAGCCAGGACUGGAAGGACUGGAAGGAUACGGAAAUACUCACAGAUGAGGACCUCAAACCCGCGUAUCGGGGAGGAAUCUUUCGCUCGCGAACGUACAAGCCGCCCAAGUCGUGUGCAGCUAUCGGUCGCGGGGGAGACACCGAUGCCCUCCUGUACCGAGAUAACGCCGACGAGCUGGAUAACAACUCUCCAGAUGCGGGAAACCUGAAGAUGUGGUGUGAGCGGUUCUGCCACGACCCUGCUUCUGUGAAAUCAUUUACUCUGCACCGACAAGUCGCUGGCUUUGAUUACAACGCUAUGAAUAACGUCCUAUCCUCCCACAUCCGCGAACUCAACUACCGCGGCUCCAUAAACUUCAGCGUCUUCACUGCCCACCGCUCCGUUACAAUCUACUCUCCGCACUGGAUCAACCGGCUCCGCGCGAACCGCUGCGUCUGGUGGGUUGUCGUCCUUCUCCAGCUCUGGAUUAUUACUUGGCCGGUUAUCUUCUUUAUGGAGAAGAGAUACGAGGUCGUCCAUACUCGGUGGCAUGCGUCGCUUAAACCAGAGCCUGACUCUCUGCUGGUCAACUGCUAUCCGUUUGGUCGUAAUGAGUCUUCUCUAGCGGAGUACUGGGCUCCGGCUGUCAAGCAGGCGGCGUGGACUCGGAGGCAUGGCGAAGGUGAUGUUUUGACCAGGAUGGAUGCGGAUCGCUUGCAGGGGUACAGGACGCCGGUCUCCCUGCUUAGUCUUCAUGCUUCUAGUUCGGAGACUGAGCUCGAGCGCCGACGGCGGGUUAAUAGUGGUCAGGCUGGGCUCGUUGAUAAUGUUGUAGGUCUGGUAAGAGGGAUCGGAGAAGUUUGGGAGGAUUGGAGGUUGUCCGAUGGGUGGGGUGCUAACACUUAA